Messenger RNA from Knipowitschia caucasica, 756 nucleotides. Lineage: Eukaryota; Metazoa; Chordata; Actinopteri; Gobiiformes; Gobiidae. The record is from the annotation of a GenBank genome assembly.
AUGAACCGGGAGAAUCCACCGCCACAAACGGUCCGGGAAAGGGCAGACAUCCUGGUGGACAUCGCCGAACUGUACUGGAGGAGCACGCCCGCGCUGGGAGCGAAGUAUCUGGCAACAGCGAUAGAAGUUGAAAUAUUUUCACAUUUCCCAAAUCGUGUCCCCGGCUCUCGCCUGGUCCCUCCUGCUCUCCCCUGGUCUCUCCUGCUCUCCCCUGGUCCCUCCUGCUCUCCCCUGGUCCCUCCUUGCUCUCCCCGGUCCUCCUGCUCUCCCCUGGUCCCUCCUGCUCUCCCCUGGUCCCUCCUGCUCUCCCCGGUCUCCUGCUCUCCCCUGGUCCCUCCUGCUCUCCCCUGGUCCCUCCUGCUCUCCCCUGGUCCCUCCUGCUCUCCCCUGGUCCCUCCUGCUCUCCCCUGGUCCCUCCUGCUCUCCCCUGGUCCCUCCUGCUCUCCCCUGGUCCCUCCUGCUCUCCCCUGGUCCCUCCUGCUCUCCCCGGUCCUCCUGCUCUCCCCUGGUCCCUCCUGCUCUCCCCUGGUCCCUCCUGCUCUCCCCGGUCCUCCUGCUCUCCCCUGGUCCCUCCUGCUCUCCCCUGGUCCCUCCUGCUCUCCCCUGGUCCCUCCUGCUCUCCCCUGGUCCCUCCUGCUCUCCCCUGGUCCCUUCUGCUCUCCCCUGGUCCCUCCUGCUCUCCCCUGGUCCCUCCUGCUCUCCCCUGGUCCCUCCUGCUCUCCCCUGGUCCCUCCUGCUCUCACUUGGUCCUUCUAG